UGAUAGAGUCUGUAUUGUGAGUGUCCUAACUUAAACUCAGUUUUUAUAAUUUUUGCUCUUUCUCUUCAAUAACUCUCUCGUCACAUCAGCAAAAUGCUUAAAUAACACUAUAAUUAAUGUCUAUAGAGUUUGUGCACGACGCCUUGGGAGUGCCUUUAUCUUCACAGGACAGGGAAGUCCGAAACCGGGAUGCUGGUGCCGCGGCCUUGCCGAAAAGAUUCAGAGAGCAGAGUGCGCCGGUGUGCAUUGUCGACUUGCCGGUUGGUUGGCUGGUCAAAAAUUAAAAAGAUCGACGGACAGACGAGUAGACGGCCGGACUUUUACAGUCUUUUCAAGUAGCCGAGGUCCGAACAAUCAAAGAAAGGGCUUUCAAGAAAAAGGAGGCCCGGAAAAGAGAGGAGCGCCCGCCGCUGCCAUCAAGGCUGUCACGGGGACCGCGCGUGGCGUGGGUGGCAGUGGGAGUGGGAGCGGGAGCGGGAGCAGUUGCUGCUGCAACGGUCACUUUGCUGGCCGCUGCCUUUGCUUGCCGCAACAAUGGCAAUGGCUUUGCCGCCCCCCGACCCCCGCCAGCUCACUCAUCAAUUCACACUCUUCCAGCUUGCUUGCCCAUCUCCCCCAAACAUCCGCGACGCCGCGUUCCUAGGCAUGAUAAAAACUCGGACCCGUAAAUCGAUUACUGUGAGCUCUUCCAAGAAACCGUACAUCAGACCUUGUCGAAGAAGCUGGCUGGCUCCGCACUGCACUGCACACGUACAGAGGAUACGGGUCACUGAGAGGGCACUGUCCCGAUGGGGAAGAAGCGAGCGGCGGCCGUGAGUGCUCCUGCUGCUGUCCCGUUCCCGGCGCCCGCCGCCGCGCCGGAGCCGGAGCCGAACCACUUCAGCGACUACGGCUUCGACCCGCAGCUCCUCCACUUCUUCUCCCAGCCUGAGGUGAAGCGGCUGUGGGGUAGGCGCCAGCGCCACUACCAGCAGCCUGCGCAGUUGAAGCCCCUAGAGUCCGCACGGUUCAAGCUCCAGAAGCCCAUCUCCAAGAAGCUCCACCACCACCACCGCCCGCAGAAGCAGCAGCAGCGGCGCCGGUGGUGGAGCUCCGCCGCCUCCGCCGCGCUGCAUCUCUUCAAGAAGCGCCCCUCCUCCUCCACCACCACCAGACCCGCACCCGCCGCAGCUCCGACUCCAUAUCCCCCGUACGGGUCGACCGCCGCGCCUCUGUACCUCGCCGACUACGACGCUGCCGGCGGGGACGACGACGACGGCGGCGCGGCCGCGUGCACGUGCUGGGCGCCGGCCGUGCGGUCCGGAGGCAGCCGCCUGGCCGCCGCCGAGCUCGGCGCCGCCGCAGUGGCGGUUCCCUACGUCAGCCUCAGGUCCACUAGCAGCCUCGCCGGCGCUCGUACUACUGGAGGCGCUCCAGUGAUGCCCAUCUACCUCGUGACGUGACCAGGCUGAAGCUUGGCUGCCGCAAUGGCCGACGCGGAUGUUCCUUCGGGCUUCGGCCUUCCUUUGCCGGGUUUCUUCUUCAGAAGCUUGGACCAAAUGUCAGUAAAUUAAAUUAAAUUAAAUGUAUCCAGAGAGCGCGUGGACUAGUCGGUCAAACGGUCAAAUAUCAGCUGCUUCUAGAAUGCUUCCUUCCUCGUUUUCUUCUUCCGUUCCGUCUGGUGGGAGUAUUUUGCAGUUGCAGCUGCUGCGUUUUUCUUUCAAAUUCAUUGCUUCGAGAAAGUUGUUGGCUCCUACUCCUAUUUGAAAAGUCUAAAGCUUUAGCUUUGUUCAGUUUUGUGUUGAACAUUAGGUUAACAUAUAAUAGAUUAUUAGUCUUA
Molecule: messenger RNA, 1819 nt
Organism: Sorghum bicolor (sorghum)
Lineage: Eukaryota; Viridiplantae; Streptophyta; Magnoliopsida; Poales; Poaceae
Exons: 3
Coding region: 789-1442 (217 amino acids)
Source: RefSeq, a predicted model, not a curated record